This is a messenger RNA of Girardinichthys multiradiatus, 3270 nucleotides long. RefSeq lists its product as uncharacterized. Gene Ontology annotation, biological process: Notch signaling pathway; protein ubiquitination. The record is from RefSeq and is a predicted model, not a curated record. The coding region runs from base 147 to 1379 and encodes 410 amino acids. The transcript has 4 exons. NCBI's taxonomy places the organism in Eukaryota, Metazoa, Chordata, Actinopteri, Cyprinodontiformes, Goodeidae.
AUGCUAUUCCCAUUGCCGCCAGCAGGGGGAGACAUGUAAGGAGCACUAACAGAAGCUGAAAGCGGAAUCCAUGAAGCAGACAGUCCUGCUCUUCAGCUCAGAUUCACUCAUUAAACUGCAGACAAAAGACUGAAGAUCGUAAAGAGAUGGAGAUUUUCACAAACAUUACUCUGAUCAUUGAUGAAACAGGAUUUGAAGACAGAGAAGGACUGAAGAGGAUUGUUACUAGCUACAAUCAUAAGACAAGUGGUUCCUGUUACAGAGUGAGGGGAAGCUUUGAUGUGCUGGGCCAGCUUGUAAAGAAACUGUCAACUCUCAAUGCUGCAACACAUCCAACACCUGUGAACAGCUUUGUUAUGGACUACAUUUACAAAAGAUGUGCUGAAAAACUGGGGAAAAUUCAUGGUCAGAGUGUUGUCAUUGACUUCAGAGCUGCAAACAGUGACCCCCAGGACACAGGUCAGGUGACCUUCAGAGCACGGAAUAAAUCAUACUCUCCUGACAGGGUACAUUUGGACUUUGUGAGGCAGCGGUUCAUCACUUUCUACCAGAGAACUGCUUCUGACCUGCAUCAAAAAGAUCUCCAUCUGGCUCCGCAACAAUGUGAGGACCUGCAGAGAAGGUUUCCACUCUUGCUUUUCAAUCGAGGCCCCAGCAACACCACAAAAAUCUGUGGACCUUUUGCACAUGUGCAUAAACUGGAAGAGUAUGUUUCACAAAAUUUCAAGAGUUCAGCCAGCGGCCCAGCUAAGAACGUUCCAGCAAGCAGUCAAAGCUUUAAAUCAAAUGCUCCUUCACUCAAACACAGCAAACCUCCUGAAGACGAGUCAUGUCCAAUCUGCAUGGAGCUGAUCCCACCUGAAAAGAAAAAGGCCCUGCAGUGCAAGCAUUCUUUCUGCAAAGACUGUCUCCAAAAAGCUUUUGUCUACAAGCCUGUUUGUCCAAUCUGUGGAGAGGUGUAUGGCACUCUGGAGGGAACACAGCCUGAUGGAGGAACAAUGGACAUCAAGAGGACCGCUGACUCCUUACCUGGAUAUGAGAAUCAUAAAACAAUAGUCAUCAAUUAUCAUAUUCCAAAUGGUAUUCAAAAGGAGGAGCAUCCAAACCCUGGACAACCAUUCCAUGGAGUGUCCCGAACAGCCUACCUCCCAGACUCCUCAGAAGGAAGGAAGGUCCUGGAACUGCUCAGCAAAGCCUUUAAGCAGAGGCUCAUCUUCACUAUUGGUCGAUCCAGCACCACUGGCAGGAACAAUAUGGUCACUUGGAAUGAUAUUCACCACAAGACAUCAAUGUAUGGAGGACCAACUUGCUAUGGAUACCCCGAUCAUGAUUACCUCAACAGAGUCCAAGAAGAACUGAAAGCCAAAGGAAUCAAAUAGGAAUCAUGUACUUUAGGUGUCUAAAUACAUUAGAACUAAGUUUACACUUUAACAGUAUAAAAGGAAUGAGGUAAAAUAUUUGAAAUAAUUAUAAAACACUCAGUAUGUUGAAUCUCAACAGUGUUCUUCUCCGUUUCUAUCAGUAGCAUUUUAUGUCUUUCAGAAUCACCUUUGUUGAUCUUUAUUAAUGGAAACCAGGAACUCUAUUUUCAUACAACUUUACAUAGUUUGAAUGAAGUGUAUUCAAUAGACAGUCCAGUAUUUCUUCUGAAAAACCUCCUGUUAAACCUUAGAUGUCUUGUUCAGAAUAGAACCAGCAACCUUUUAACCAGUUGUUUGUUAUAAAAUAUGCCAGAUCAGCUCAUUUACAUUUUCUUUAGUAAUGAUUAAUUUUCAAAAUAAAACAUCCUCUGACCAGAGGCCCACUUUGGUAUGAACAGUUUUAAUUAGGUUUAUGAAUGAAACCUUCUGGCAACUAGGACGACCACUCUUAAUAUCUUCUGAGCAGCUUUCUGAAACCAAGCAUUCGUUGAUUUAGUUAUGCUUGGGAUCAUUGUCCUUCUUGAAGGACCUCUGUCCUCACAGAUACACUGACAUGUUCUCCCAAGAUUUCUUCAUACUUUAGUGCCAGAAGGAGCAAAGCAGCACACAGCAUAAGUGAGCACUGCUUUGCUUCUCUGUAGGCAUGGGGGUUCUCAGCAUUUGCUUCAUUCUUCCGCCUUCUGACAAACCUCAGAUUCCUAAAUUUCCAGGUUUGUUUAAUCACCUCUUCAGGCGAUUUAUAUAGUUGACCCUUGUUCUUUUGGGUCAGUAGAGAAGCAUAUGUUGGAGUUCAGACAUGGAGCCCUUCAGCAUUCAGUAUGUGCCUUACUGUGGAAACCUCAGUUCUUGGUGUCUCCAAAUCUUACUGCAGGUCUUUUGAAGACUUGCCUCUCCAACAAUCUGAUACCAGCCAUUGACAGCUUCCUCUUUCUGCCACCAGAUGGCAGAGCCACUGUUCCUUCAAUUACAAGUAGAAACUAGAUUGAUCCAAGGGACACCCAAAAAAUCUUCUGAAAAGGUAACUCGAUCUUGAUGUUUAUGUUGACUAUCCAACUUCUAUCUAAUAAUGGAUGUUGGUCUAUAAAAUGGUCCGACAGUUUUGUAGCAGGCUAAGCACCUCAGGUGUGUAAACAAAGGACAAGAUACCAGUCAGCCAGCAUCGUCCCACUGAACAUGUUUGGGACUAGCCUGGUUAACCAUUCAGGUAACAAAUGUAAAACUGUUGUUUUUUUUAGAUACAGCUGCACCCCUGACUGCUAAUUCAGUUGGUAGCAAAAUUUGGAAUUGUUCAGGUUUAUUCAGAGUGAACACUGAAUCCUAUUUUAAUUACCACUGCAGUCUCAAACCAAUUCAACCCCCUGAAUAUAAUUCUUUAUAAAAACACGUGUUUGUAAAACCAAGCACACCUGAUCCAACCAAUCAAGGGCUGCAUUAGGUGUGUUUGAGAUGGAACAGACAGAAAUAUGGCUACAUAAAGAAAAUCACCCAGAAAGUUCAGAGGUUAGAAAGAAGGUUCAGGCGAUGUAGAGAUAAUGACUCUGAACGUUCCAAGAAAUCCAGCUGGAAGCAGAAGUUCAAAGCUAGGCUCAAUAUAUGAGUUUCUUUGUUGAAAAUCCUGCUUUGGAACUACACCUGAUUAUAAAACUACAUCUAAGAUUGUUUUAGUCCUAAAUUGUAUUUAAUUAUACUUUUAAAAAUAUUUUGUAAUGUGAAUAAUAAUUUGAGCACUAACAAUGUCGCUGUUUUUGGGACUAGGAUAUAGUCUGCUUAAAUUGCUUUUUAAUAUUGUGUGAAGUGAUUUAGGAACAGUAAUAAAAAGCACUUUGUUAAUAAAAUCAUCUGAAUUUGA